GCAAAAGACGUGUUGUUGCAAGCUGUAAUUGGCAGACCAUCUAUCUCAUCAAUAAUAUCUAAAUAGCUACGUACGUACGUACAGCAGCAGUUUAGAAAAAAUUGAUGACCAUUCACUUUGCUUCGACUUCUCUUCACUUCAGGCUUCAGCUGUAUUUUGUGAAUUGUGUAACCCAAGACCAACUAGACAAAAGGUCUUUUGAACUACCUCCUGUCCUGCUGCACCAAAGCUCAUCUCUUGCCCGUUAUAACAACAGGUGAUCCCAGUGCCUGACCUUUCACCUAGGACCCCUACGCCUUUGACCCUGCAAGCGACCUCACCCACACGAUGAAGCUCGAGAAAUCGCCCAGCUCAGCGAGCCUUACGAACGGGGAUGCCGCAGAUAAGCCCAGUACCUACCACUCCUGGUUGCACAGCAGAGGGGUGUGGUUCUCUUACAUUGUGGGCGUGUACGGCAUGCACCUUUUCCUUCUCAGUUUGCCUUUCUUCAGUGUCAGCACAGUGUGGACACUGACAACUGUGGUACACAGUGUGGUGACAUACUUCUUUUUCCACCAUGUGAAAGGGUCCAUCUGGGCAGACAGCCAAGGCAGCGAGAGAUAUCAGACGCAAUGGGAACAGAUAGACAACGGAGAGCAGUUCACAUCAACACGAAAGCUUCUCACCUUGGUUCCUGUUCUCUUAUUCUUCUUGGCAAGUUUUUACACAAAGUAUGGCUACUACCAUUUCUUGAUAAACUGUGCAGCCUUGCUUCUCGGAGUCGUCCCCAAGCUCCCCAUGUUUCACGGCUUCAGGUUGUUCGGAAUCAACAAGUACUGAAGCUAGUAACCACUUCCAUCCCACUUCUGCAUUCUCUAUGGUGUCCUUGAGAGAGCGAUGGUAAAUGAAAAGACUUUAGGAGGCAGUCCUACAGGAGAGGGUGAUAUAUACUGAUCUCGGUAGAAGUUUGAGGAUGAUCACAGACUGUUUUUUAAACUACAAUCUUUCCACAGCCUUUUAAUGAAUAACAAAUCGUUAUUUGUACGCUUCAGGUAAUGUGUAUAGAUCUCUGAUUUUGUAGGUCAUAUGUUUGGUGUACGGUAUAGUGAAUGGAUCGACUGUGAAACUCACCCAACAGUAUUGUGCUGGUUCUGAAUUGAAGCUUUACAUGGAGGGAAAAGCUGAUGAAAUUCAACAAUUUAUGGAGUGGUUCAAAUGAUGUAUCGCUCAUGGAUACGGAAACCUUUGAAAUAUAAACUGUGUAAACAAUAAUAAUUACUGAGUCGGA
This is a messenger RNA of Strongylocentrotus purpuratus (purple sea urchin), 1267 nucleotides long. RefSeq names its product ORM1-like protein 2. Gene Ontology annotation, biological process: negative regulation of ceramide biosynthetic process; ceramide metabolic process; intracellular sphingolipid homeostasis. The transcript is spliced from 4 exons. The coding region runs from base 328 to 819 and encodes 163 amino acids. Lineage: Eukaryota; Metazoa; Echinodermata; Echinoidea; Camarodonta; Strongylocentrotidae. The record is from RefSeq and is a predicted model, not a curated record. Gene Ontology annotation, cellular component: endoplasmic reticulum membrane.